AUGACACCAGUGAAACCAACUAGGCCAAUGUGGCCAACGAGAGCAACGAGAACAAUGAAACCAAUGAAACAAACCAACGUGAUCAACGAGACCAACAAGGCCAUCGAGACCAACGAGAAAAACGAGACCAACGAGACCAACGGGACCAACGAGACCAACGAGACCAACGAGACCAACGAGACAAACGAGAUCAACGAAACCAUCGAAAACAACGAGAACAACGAAAUCAAGGAGACUAAGGCCAACGAGACAAACGAGACCAACGAGACCAACAAGGCCAUCGAGACCAACGAGAAAAACGAGACCAACGAGACCAACGAGAAAAACGAGACCAACGAGACCAACGAGACCAACGAGACCAACGAGACCAACGAGACCAACGAGACCAACGAGACCAACGAGACAAACGAGAUCAACGAAACCAUCGAAAACAACGAGAACAACAAGGAGACUAGCAAGACCAACGAGACCAACGAGAUCAAGGAGACUAGCAAGACAAACGAGAUAAACGAGACCAACGAGACAAAGAGGCCAACGAGACAAACGAGAACAACGAGAACAACAAGACCAACGAGAUAA
Eupeodes corollae is the source of this 579-nucleotide messenger RNA. Its product is annotated as homeobox-like protein HDP1. The record is from RefSeq and is a predicted model, not a curated record. The transcript has 3 exons. NCBI's taxonomy places the organism in Eukaryota, Metazoa, Arthropoda, Insecta, Diptera, Syrphidae. Bases 1 to 579 code for a protein of 192 amino acids.